UACAAAGAAACGAGAUUAACCGAAACUCACCGCCCAUGCGCAUCACCAAUACGGAGAAAUCUCAAUUUUUGUUCACAAGCCACGAGAUUUCUACACUCUCCGUUCUCUCCAUCUUCCUUGGACUGCAGUCAGUGGCAGCUGCCAUCCAUGAGUUCGCUGCUGCUGCCCCGCACACCACCGCCUACAGUCUCCGCCGUCCCUCCAUUUCUCUCACCAAGAACGCACAUCCCUCCGCAUGUAUACAAACACCCAGCUGCAAUUCUGCUCGAGCUAUGCACUUCCAUGAAAGAACUCCAGCAAUUCCUCCCCCUAAUCAUAAAAAAUGGCCUCUAUCACGAGCACCUAUUCCAGACGAAGCUCGUCAGUUUGUUCUGCAAGUUCGGGAGUCUGAACGACGCCGUCAAAGUUUUUGACCCCAUUGAGUCGAAGAUUGACCCCCUUUAUCAUACGCUUCUCAAAGGGUAUGCGCAGCAAUCCAAUCUUGAUGCUGCCUUGAAGUUCUUUUGUCGGAUGAAGUACGACGGAGUUGCACAGGUGGUGUAUAAUUUUUCGUAUUUAUUGAAAGCUUGUGCAGAUAAUUUUGAUGUUAGAAGGGGUAAGGAGAUUCAUGCGCAGUUGAUAUUAAAUGGGUUCUCGGCUAAUUUGUAUGCCAUGACCAGUGUGAUGAACUUGUAUGCGAAAUGCGGACUGAUUCACGAGGCCUAUAAGAUGUUUUAUAGAAUGCCUGAGAGGGAUUUGGUGUGUUGGAACACUGUGAUCGCCGGUUUUGCGCAGAAUGGGAUGCCAAAGAGGGCCUUAGAGUUGGUUAUGAUGAUGCAAGACGAAGGGCAUAAGCCUGAUAUGGUUACUGUGGUUUCCAUUUUGCCUGCGUCUGCUAGUAUUGGAAAUUUGAGGAUUGGGAGAUCGAUUCACACCUAUGUUUUGAGACACGGGUUAGAAUCAUAUGUUAAUAUUGCUACUGCUUUGUUAGACAUGUAUGCAAAAUGUGGACUAAUUGGGACUGCCCGGAGGAUUUUUGAUGGGAUGGGUUCCAGAACUGUCGUGUCAUGGAAUUCGAUGCUAGAUGGUCAUGCUCAAAGUGGGCAUUCAGAGGAAGCAUUGGAUUUGUUCCAAAAGAUGUUGGAUGAAGGAUUUAACCCUAGUAAUGUUACUGUUAUGGGAGCUCUACAUGCAUGUGCCAAUUUGAGUGAUAUUAAGCGUGGUCAGUUUAUUCACGAGCUAGUUGAUCGAUUGGGCCUUGGUUCUGAUGUUUCCGUGAUGAACUCUUUGAUUUCAAUGUAUUGCAAGUGCAAGAGAGUUGAUCUAGCUGCUGAAUUAUUUUAUAAACUAAAAGAGAAAACACUUGUCUCAUGGAAUGCUAUGAUAUUAGGCUAUGCACAAAAUGGUCGCACAAUUGAAGCUAUUACCCUCUUUUGCAAAAUGCAACAACAGAACAUGAAACUUGAUUCGUUCACUUUGGUGAGCGUCAUUACUGCUGUAGCUGAGUUAUCAGGGUUGCGGCAGGCAAAGUGGAUCCAUGGACUGGCUACAAGAACAUGUUUGCACAAGAAUGUUUUUGUGACGACUGCUCUUGUUGACAUGUAUGCAAAGUGUGGAGCUGUUCAUACAGCAAGAAAACUAUUUGAUAUGAUGGACGAGAGACACGUUACAACUUGGAAUGCUAUGAUAGAUGGAUAUGGAACACAUGGUUUCGGAAAGGAAGCUGUGGAGUUAUUUGAUGAGAUGUGCAAAGGGAAUAUAAAUCCUAAUGAUGUAACAUUCUUAUGUAUAAUUUCAGCUUGCAGCCACUCUGGCCUUGUAAGGGAUGGCCGCCGUUAUUUUACCAUCAUGAAGGAAGAAUAUGGCUUGGAGCCCUCAAUGGAUCACUAUGGAGCUGUGGUUGACCUACUUGGUCGUGCUGGUCAACUUGAGGAGGCCUGGGACUUCAUUCAGGAAAUGCCUGUUGAACCAGGACUAAAUGUCUACGGUGCCAUGUUGGGAGCUUGCAAGAUUCACAAAAAUGUGGAUUUGGGAGAGAAGGCUGCUGACAAACUGUUUGAUUUAGAACCCGACGAUGGUGGAUAUCAUGUUUUACUUGCGAAUAUUUAUGCAAUAGCAUCAAUGUGGGAGAAAGUGGCUAAAGUGAGAACUCUGAUGGAGAAAAAAGGGAUUCAGAAAACUCCUGGGUGCAGUUCAGUAGAUUUAAGAAAUGAGGUUCACACUUUCUAUUCUGGAAGCACAAGUCAUCCCCUAUCUGAGAAGAUCUAUGCGUACCUAGAAAAAUUAAUUAAUAGGAUCAAAGCAGCUGGUUAUAUCCCAGAUACCACUUCAAUUCAUGACGUGGAAGAUGACAUUCAGGAGCAAUUGCUGAACACUCACAGUGAGAAGCUUGCAAUUUCAUUUGGACUUCUCAAUACCAGUCCGGGUACAACUAUUCACAUCAGGAAGAAUCUUAGGGUCUGUGGAGACUGCCACAAUGCGACCAAAUACAUUUCUCUCGUGACCAAACGGGAGAUAAUUGUCCGUGAUAUGCACAGGUUUCACCAUUUCAAGGAUGGGAUCUGCUCGUGUGGAGAUUAUUGGUAAUCUCCAUUAGUCUCAACAUGUCGAAAUUGCUUUAAUUUAAUGAAACACAGCCAUUUGUGUCCACGGAAUUUCUACUAGCCAUUGCCGUUUUAUUCUGUUGACAAAAGGAAUGGAGAUACUGGUUCCAACUUCUUGUUGCUUUUUCUUUCCACUGCAAGUCAGAAAUGCCUGUUCUGCAGUUGAUGAGCCAUCAUUAUCACUAGGAAGAACCCACUGACUUUAACACAAUGGAGCUUAUAACUGACAUUUUGUAUAAAGAGCAUCCUAAGGACCUUGAUUUUUUACGAUGGACUACCUGGCUUCACCAAAUUAUGCAACCCCAUUCACCCCUGUCCCUGCCUCCCUGAACUAGUGGCCAACAUCAGUGGUGCACAGCUUGAUCUCAUCCAGAUGCAAUCACGCCUAACUCUUCAGCAUGGGAUCGGAUUCCGUUUACAUCUUGAGUAGCUUAUGCCAUUAGAAUCAUUCUCCAAAAGAAGAUACAGCACAAGGGUUGAUUCAUGAGUACAAUAAAAAGGAGUCAUGAAAUAUAUAUCCCUCUAUGGCAAGCCAAUUCAGACAUCGAUCACCCUCAUAGCAGACAUCCCGCAAGGUCAUAUAUCUGGAGCUGAAUGAUUAAAACAUUAACUGGUUAUGAUUUUCUUGUUUAAGCAGCAGAAACUUUCUCAUCCAGUUCAAUUACAGCAAGGUAUGGGCGUGUGGGCAGCGUGGAGGUUAAACCGAAUUACAUCUGUUCGGCCCAGUGACUGAACAGAUCCCGCUAACUAUGCUGCAUCACUUUACUGACCUAUGUGAAGUUCUAUAAGCUUCCCAUAAGCCAGGUGUUAACAGAUCUUUGACUUGACUUGCUACAGGCUAUUAGACAACUAAAUCUAUUUCCGGUUCAGCCGCUUUCAUACACAUAGUUUUGUCAUACUUAAUAUUGCUGUUGAGGAGGGAACUGCUGUAAACAGUUUUUUAAUAGAUAUGAGACGUGUUCCACAUAAUUCUCCUACGACCAUGGAUGCUUGAGAU
Messenger RNA from Sesamum indicum (sesame), 3579 nucleotides. It is a transcript of the gene CRR22, whose product is annotated as Pentatricopeptide repeat (PPR) superfamily protein. Gene Ontology annotation, molecular function: RNA binding; zinc ion binding; protein binding. Gene Ontology annotation, biological process: RNA modification. NCBI's taxonomy places the organism in Eukaryota, Viridiplantae, Streptophyta, Magnoliopsida, Lamiales, Pedaliaceae. The record is from RefSeq and is a predicted model, not a curated record.